AUGCCAACCUUCAACCCCGGUGCCCAAGGCUACUGUGUUUGCCACGUGACGGUCCUUAGGAGCAUAAUAUUGUCGGAUGCUGGCACGUGCUGGGAGGCGAAGAACACCAGAGGAUUGGCAGGCCUUGAGCCAGUCACAACGGAGCUGUCUCUGCAGGAGUGGAUGAUGCUCAGCCGCCUGCUGGAACUGGACCUUGAGGAGGCAGAGAGCAGCUUCGACCACUGGGAGAUGAAGAAGAAUAAUGAGGUUUGCAAGGCUUGUGGCGCCAAGUUUUAUCCGGAUGCGAAGUACUGUCACAAUUGUGGCAAGAAGCGGCCAACACUCGCGGAGCUGCAAGCGGCCAGAAGCCAACAGCACGUGGGCUUCGUUGCCGCAAGAAGCAGUGAAAGGGUGCCUCUCGCUGCCUUCUUGGACGAGCACGGCAUCAAGCAAUCGGACCAUGAUUCCCUAGAACAUGUGCAAGACAUGCUGGAGAUGGGUCGGCAGAAGCUCGCGGGAUACGAACACUUGCUACAGCCUUCUGGUGCCAUGGGCGACGUCUGCGAAAGUGUGAUACCCAUUCUGCACAUAGCUGUCCUCGGCCCGCAUGUCUGGAUGAAUGUGUCACGUGCGGUGGCGCACGUGGCGUCUGGCUUAGUCAACUCGUGGGUAAACAACCACGUUCCAUCGGUGGCCAAUCCAACCAAGAAGACGACCUCGUAUUACAGAUCUAUUCUGCUCCCGAACCCGCUCCACGAAGGUGACGACUUCACAGCUCUGAUAGAAGUGACGGACUGCGUGCUUCAGGACGACGCCGGCAACCUUCCAGUGGAGCCGUACAAGAAGUUCUGCAAAGCCACUGGGGCCUCGGAAGGAAUGAUGGAGUCCUACAAGCACCCAAUGCACAACUUUGAGGUUGAGUCUGCAGAGCCCCCUCUGCUCGCCAAAAGUCGCAUGGGUUUUAUCGUCCUCUUCGACGCGACCUCCGCCUCUUCUUUUGAAGCAGUGAAGACAUAUUUGUCGGCCCAUCCUCUCAUCGCCGAGGAGGCCGAAAAACUCGACAAAAGUCUUCCGAUCCGCUUUGUUGCCAACAAGAUAGACAUGCACGAGCACACAGAGGACAUCAAGGCCAACCUCGCUGCAGCGACGGAGCUCUGCUACGAGCUGGGGCUUGAGUCGGAGAAGCUGAUGAGACAGAUAUCCGUUACAGAUUACACCGGUGUACGGGAGUUGUUUGCGGAGCUUCUGGAAGAGUGCAUCGAGGAGAUGCUAGGCAAGAUACAAAUAUCAAGGAGCUGCUCGAAAAAAGAAACUGGAGGGCGGCGACAAAUGCGCAAUGAUGUGAGUCACUUCGUCUACUUCACAGUCCAAGUCCUUCCGGCCACUUUGAGCGGAAAGAGCAUAGGCUGGCCGUGGCAAAGUCCACUCAGAAGCUGGCUUGUGCAGAAAUGGCUUGCGGUACUAGCGCAGCUGCAGACAAGUUCCGAAGCUGACAGCAUGGUUGAGCACGAGCUGCCAUGCCUUGAGGCGAACGGUGAAAGCCGGGAUCUAGGCUAUCUUGACCAUGCCACAGACAACGCACUGGCUGUUGCCGUUUCGCAGGUGCUUUGGGGCAUCUCUCAGAAGCGAAAGCCCGCAGAAAGCUGCUGGGAAGUGGUUGAUGAUGGAACAGUCGUUCUAUCACAGGCAGGCAGGAAGGCAAUCGAGCGGCUUCGUUCGCGACCAGACGACCUUGUCGCAAAGGUCAAGGAAGCCAAUAUUCAGCCGUCCCUGCUGCCCAGCCAUGCCGGACGACAGGGCAAUCGAGAGAAUUGCGUGUGGAGCGUCCAAGCCAUUGUGGAGAAAUGCAACAAAGAGGGCACAAAGUACACCGACCCUCGAUUCGACAUCUGCGCUGAUCCUGCUAAGGCCUUGUAUGUGGAUGCACAUCAACCAGGCUAUGACUGCACAGUUGCCCGACUCCUGGAGCAGCUGGUUAGACUGCUUUCCAGCCGAGCAUCUCGACUCGGGCAAGGGAAGAACGCGGAGUUCUUUUCCCGCCUUUGCUUGCGAGGCUUGUUGAUGGGUGUGAAUUGCAGCUGCGCAGCUGAAGAGCUGGAGCUGAAGCAGAAGGACCUGAAAGAGAAUGCCGACGCGGUCAAACAGGAUAACGACGAGGCGAUACGUGAGAUCCGCUUCGCGAACGCCCAGCCUAUCCUGAACGACAUUGGUGCAGAGGCCUGUGCAGAUGAGGAUGACAAGAGGAACAGCGACAACGCGGUUGCGAAAGAAGAAGAUGAUGAGCCAAAGUCCACGACUUCUAAGGAGUCUACAUGGAACAGGCGAGAUUUUUUUCUGCAGAGCAGCGCGAACGUGCUGACGAAUGCACUUUGUGCUGUCAUCGAGAAUCCUGGUGAUUUCGAGGCCUUCUAUACCGUCAAGGAGAAGGUUGGAGCUGGACAGUUCGGGACUGUUAGUGCUGCGGUAAUCACUUCCAAUGGUGCAGAGCGCGCCGUCAAGACCGUGGAAAAGAAGGCGCAGCGUUCCUUUCUGACAGCACUUCGUGCAGAGAUGGAAAUCAUGAAAGUGCUGGACCAUCCAAACCUGAUCACCAUCUGUGAAAUUUUUGAAAACAGCGAGAACAUCAUCCUGGUCAUGAAGCUCUGCAAAGGACCUCACUUAACGCAGUAUGUCGAGCGGGUUGCCAGCCUGAGUGAGAAGCAGGCCGCUUUCGUGAUGCGAGACUUGCUCCGAGCCGUGGCGUACAUGCACAACUCCCAGGUUUGUCACCGUGACCUGAAGGGCGAGAACUGCCUGAUGCUGAACCAGGGCCCUCCUGAAAGGAAUCGCCUCAAGAUCUGUGACUUUGGCUUGUCCUGCAAGUUCGAACCAGGCGGCUUUUUGAGCGGUAGAAUGGGAUCCGUCUCGCACAUUGGACCGGAGGUUUUGAAAAGCCCAGACAAGUACACUCACGCUUGCGACUGCUGGAGUUGCGGCAUUAUAUUUUACCAUCUCAUUUGCGGUUUUCUUCCUUUUCACGAAGAGAAGGAAGUGCUGAACAACCGGCUCUCUUUUUCGGACCGGCAUUUCUGUGAUUUUUCAGAAGGCGGCUGCCGACUGAUUUCGGCUCUGGUCGAACGGGAUGUGCAGAAGCGCAUGAGUGCGAAGGACGCCCUUUCUCACAAAUGGUUCCUGGAGCACCUCAAGGAUGCGAGAAGCCAUGGCGGCGAUGUGCAGGGCUCUCCGAUGGGCACACAGAGCUCUCCGAUGGGCACACCGCAGUCAAACCCUUCAAACGGUUCGGCCUCGAAUCUUCCGAGUGGGUAUGCGGAGAGAGUUGUGAGGUUCAGGGGAUUCAACAAGUGGAAGCAGUCAGCUUUGCGGGUCAUCGCAAACAUGUUGCCCGAGAACGAGAACAAUGCUGCUCGGGAGUUCUUCUUGACUCUGGACACCGAGUGCCGGGGACAGGUGCCAUGGGCUACGAUGUGUGAGGCGUGCGGCUUUGACGACAUAGACGACGCCCCAAAGGAGGACGUUCGAUUCACGGAGUUGCUGGCGGCAACCUUUGAGAGGAAGAAAGGCUUAAGCGAAAAGAUGCUAAAAGCCGCGUAUCAGAACUAUGACAAAUCUGGAGAUCAGAAGGUGUCGUUACAAGAUCUGCGAGAAGGUCGCCUGAUAGGCCCCCUCACGGCCAAAGACUUCAAGCGCAUCUCUCGCGACAUCGGCGAGAAUCAGCCAGACGACGUCGUUGACUUCGACGGCUUUGUCAAGAUGAUGCGCAUCGACAAGACCGGGCUGCCGCGUAGAGUUGAGAUAGACAGACACAUCUAG
Molecule: messenger RNA, 3789 nt
Organism: Symbiodinium sp. CCMP2592
Lineage: Eukaryota; Dinophyceae; Suessiales; Symbiodiniaceae
Source: the annotation of a GenBank genome assembly